AGAGAAAAAAUAUCGUUAAUUUAAUGGAUGGAGCCUUCGUAUAUAAUGGAAUCCCAGAGAAUUGGAAUCAUAUUCAAAACAAAAACACACGCUAAAGAAUAAGGAUCCGAGAUGGCGUGCAGAAUGGUAUUGCGUUCCGUCUCCACGACGGAGGCGUGGAGGCCUCUGCGGCGGAGCUGGGAUUUCCUUUCGUUGAGGAGCUUUGCUGCUUCCAAGAGAGGGAGCGGUGGCAUUUACGGGACGGCGGUCGUUAGGGCUCGAGGCGUUCACUUUUGGAACGGGAUUCCUAAACUGUGUUGCUCUCGAAAUGAAACGCCGUCUCCGUCGUCUUCCAAAUCCGAGGAGGAUGAACUUGACCAAGGGCCGCCUCAGGAAGCCGUUCUCAAAGCAAUUUCAGUAUCAAAGAAAGAAGGGAGAGUUGGCCAAACAACAAAUGUGAUUAUUGGUGGUACAGUAGCGGAUGAUUCAACUAAUGAAUGGCUUGCCUUGGAUCAGAAGCUCAACUCAUAUCCCACUGUUAGAGGAUUUAUAGCAAUAGGAACCGGAGGUGAUGAUUUUGUGCAAGCUAUGGUUGCUGCUGUGGAAUCUGUGUUACAACAGCCGAUUCCUGAGGGUCGGGUGAGGCAGAAGGUUUCAUCUAGGGGGAAAUAUGUAUCUGUCAACAUCGGUCCUGUUCGGGUCGUUUCUAGUGAACAGGUUCAAGCUGUAUACAAUGCUAUGAGGAGAGAUAACCGGAUGAAGUACUUCUUGUAAUACGAUCUUCAUUCUUUAAUCUUCUUUCCUUUUUCUCUGUAGAAGAUGCGAUCAUGUAGGGAUGUGAUUGCCCUUCUCGAUUUUCUUUUUAGUUUCUCAAGUAGUUAGCUUAUGUUCUUUGAUUAACCAAAAGGGCACCAUCAUAUAGGCACAGAUAAUCAUCGUUGAAAUAUGUAUGUAACACCUUCGGUAAGACAUGAUG
This is a messenger RNA of Hibiscus syriacus, 955 nucleotides long. RefSeq lists its product as uncharacterized. The transcript is spliced from 5 exons. Lineage: Eukaryota; Viridiplantae; Streptophyta; Magnoliopsida; Malvales; Malvaceae. The record is from RefSeq and is a predicted model, not a curated record. The coding region runs from base 112 to 753 and encodes 213 amino acids.